Messenger RNA from Hypomesus transpacificus, 2037 nucleotides. It is a transcript of the gene gnao1b, whose product is annotated as guanine nucleotide binding protein (G protein), alpha activating activity polypeptide O, b. NCBI's taxonomy places the organism in Eukaryota, Metazoa, Chordata, Actinopteri, Osmeriformes, Osmeridae. Gene Ontology annotation, biological process: adenylate cyclase-modulating G protein-coupled receptor signaling pathway; G protein-coupled dopamine receptor signaling pathway. Gene Ontology annotation, molecular function: corticotropin-releasing hormone receptor 1 binding; GTPase activity; mu-type opioid receptor binding. Gene Ontology annotation, cellular component: heterotrimeric G-protein complex. The record is from RefSeq and is a predicted model, not a curated record. Bases 298 to 1362 code for a protein of 354 amino acids. The transcript has 8 exons.
GUGAAGAGAUUGAACGAUGAGAUCGCUCGCGCUCGCUGUCAUCAGCGCCGCCCUAUAGAGACCCCCAGCCCCGAGGCUCGAGCACAACGACCCCACCCCCCGCUCCUAGAGGGACGGAGCGAGAGCUACAGAGACACGGAGAAAAAAAAACCUUUUCGGACCCCGGUUCUAUUUGCCCUCAAUCUGGGCCUCAUGCAGUAGCCGACCGUGCGAGCGAGCGAGAGAGAUACACCGUGAUUGAGUCGCGAGGGACAGGGCGGAACAGGAGAAGAAGGGAUCGUUCAUUCGGCUCGAGCCAUGGGAUGUACACUUAGCGCCGAGGAGCGCGCAGCCCUUGACAGGAGCAAAGCCAUCGAGAAAAAUCUGAAAGAGGAUGGAGUCACGGCUGCCAAGGACGUCAAACUGCUGCUGCUGGGAGGAGGAGAAUCGGGCAAAAGCACGAUCGUCAAACAGAUGAAGAUUAUCCAUGAGGAUGGUUUCUCUGGGGAUGAUGUGAAGCAGUAUAAGCCUGUUGUGUAUAGCAACACCAUCCAGAGCUUGGCUGCCAUCCUGAGAGCCAUGGAUUCCUUGGGUAUCGAGUUUGGAGACAAGGACAGGAAGGCGGAUGCUAAGCUGGUGUGUGAUGUGGUGAGUCGUAUGGAGGACACAGAGCCCUACUCCGCAGAGCUGCUGACGGCCAUGAAGCGUGUGUGGAGCGACGCUGGAACCCAGGAGUGCUUCAACCGUGCCCGAGAGUACCAGCUCAAUGACUCCGCCCAGUACUACCUGGACAGUCUAGAUCGUAUUGGUGCACCAGACUACCAGCCCACAGAGCAGGAUAUCCUCAGAACUCGAGUCAAGACCACCGGCAUUGUAGAGACCCACUUCACCUUCAAGAACCUCCACUUCAGGCUGUUUGACGUGGGAGGCCAGAGGUCUGAGCGUAAAAAGUGGAUCCACUGUUUUGAGGAUGUGACGGCCAUCAUCUUCUGUGUGGCGCUCAGUGGGUAUGACCAGGUGCUGCAUGAGGACGAGACCACUAACCGCAUGCACGAGUCUCUGAUGCUCUUUGACUCCAUCUGUAACAACAAGUUCUUCAUCGACACCUCCAUCAUCCUCUUCCUCAACAAGAAGGAUUUAUUCGCUGAGAAGAUCAAGAAGUCCCCCUUGAGUAUCUGUUUCCCUGAAUACACAGGUGCUAACUCGUAUGAUGACGCGACUGCUUACAUCCAGGUCCAGUUUGAGAGUAAGAAUCGCUCACCCAAUAAGGAGAUCUACUGUCACCUGACCUGCGCCACAGACACAGGGAAUAUUCAAGUAGUGUUUGACGCCGUCACCGACAUCAUCAUCGCCAACAACCUGAGGGGGUGUGGCUUAUACUGAGGCCUGGCCCAGACAGGGGUUGCAAUGGAGAGUAUGAGGUGUUUGAUGAUAAUUUUGAUGAUAUUAAAAAGGCAUAAAUAUGUAAAUCUACACGUCCAGACGGACCCAAAGAGCUGCCGCCUGACACCACACUACCAUGACCCUCUGUUUCUGUUCCCAUUCUAGACACCAUUCUUCUUCUGUUUCUUUGUUUUCAACAUGUGUUUCCUGCUGAAUGUGUUUCCUGUUCUGUUGUUGAUUGUAUUAAGCUAUCAGCAUGGAGGGCUGUGUUGCUCUGGCCCAACUCAGCCAGAUGUGUUGUGUCUGGAGUCCAGUACGCGUUCUCUGCUAACACCUGACACGGCACUGGGACAGUCUCUGCAACACUUCUGGCUGCAGCAUGGGAAACACAGCUCACCCUGCUCCGGUUGCCGAGGUGAUGUUGUAACGUAGGUGGUGGUGAUGUUGUGGGGUGGGGGUAGGGGUGGGGGGGUGUAAAGCUGGUAGGGGCUGGUGGUUAGGCUGUCCUAGAUAGAACUCCCCCCUCUUCCCUGGACUCCCCCAGGGGUGCUCAGUGCUGGGCACUUCCUGUCAGCUUUGUUCGUCUCUCCCCUCUUCUUCACCACUCUAGGGGGAGGGGUUCUUGUAUGGCCAGCUCUCUCCAUUGGCCUCCUAAAGUGUAAUGAAAUGCCCGUC